Messenger RNA from Durio zibethinus, 2718 nucleotides. Lineage: Eukaryota; Viridiplantae; Streptophyta; Magnoliopsida; Malvales; Malvaceae. The record is from RefSeq and is a predicted model, not a curated record.
GAUCUAAAGCUGAAGACGUUUCUAUUCUAUUCUAUUCUAUUCCACUCAAGCAUAUUUUCCCAACAUCUAUUCUUGUAAGCCACCUUUGAAUGACAGCCGGUAAACAGUCCAAAUGGGUGUUGUCCAUUUAUCCACAUCUCUUUCCGUUGACUCACUUUCUAUAACUGCUUUUACAGCAAAACCAAAAUCAAUCUCAUUUUUCAGUACCCGCCGCCUAAAGCCUGUCUUUCCCACAAAAAAGGAUUCACUUUUCGCUGGUUUUAUUCUAAAAAUUGAAGCUUUGAACUCUAGAAGAAUAGCAGGGGAGAUGGAAAUUGAAAAGGGAAUUGGUGCAACCCAAAAAUCGAUUGUUGAUUUUCAAAGUAUUGAUGAAGGGUUGAUUCAAAAGAUGGCAUUCGAUGCUCUUGUUUGGAGUUCUCUUCAUGGCCUUGUUGUUGGUGACAGAAAUGUUCAGAGAUCUGGGCAAGUACCUGGGGUAGGCAUGAUGCACGCUCCGUUUGCUUUAUUACCCAUGUCAUUUCCAGAAUCUCAUUGGAAACAAGCAUGUGAACUAGCUCCAAUAUUCAACGAACUAAUCGAUUGUGUAAGUUUAGAUGGAAAGUUUCUGCAAGACUCACUAUCUAGGACAAAAAAAGUGGAUGCUUUUACCUCCAGACUUUUAGAUAUUCAUUCCAAGAUGAUAGAAAUGAACAAGAAAGAGGAAAUACGCUUGGGUUUACAUCGAUCAGAUUACAUGCUUGACGAGAAAACUAAAUUACUUCUCCAAAUAGAGUUGAACACAAUUUCAUCUUCAUUUCCUGGUCUUGGUUGUCUUGUGACUGACCUUCACAGGACUCUACUUAAUGACUAUGGAGAAGACCUUGGAUUAGAUUCUAAAAGGAUCCCUGGAAACACUGCAGUUGGUCAGUUUGCUGAGGCAUUGGCUAAAGCUUGGACUGAGUAUGAUAACCCCAGGGCUGUAGCUAUGGUUGUUGUUCAGACUGAAGAACGCAAUAUGUAUGAUCAACAUUGGCUUUGUACAGUGUUGAAGGAAAGACAUAAUGUGAGAACUAUUAGGAAAACAUUGGCUGAAAUUGAUAGAGAAGGCAAACUUCUACCUGAUGGCACACUUCUUGUAGAUGGCCAAGCAGUUGCAGUUGUCUAUUUUAGAGCAGGCUAUGCGCCAACUGAUUAUCCUUCAGAAUCAGAGUGGAGAGCUAGAUUGCUAAUGGAGCAGUCGUCAGCUAUCAAGUGUCCAUCAAUAGCAUAUCAUUUAGCAGGAACUAAGAAGAUUCAACAAGAACUUGCAAAACCUAAUGUACUUGAGAGGUUCCUCGAGAACAAAGAGGAUAUUGCCAAACUGCGAAAAUGCUUUGCUGGAUUAUGGAGUUUGGAUGAUUUGGACAUCACCAGAAAAGCAAUAGAAAAACCUGAGUUAUUUGUCAUGAAGCCCCAAAGAGAAGGAGGAGGGAACAAUAUCUAUGGUGAUGAUGUGAAGGAAACCCUUCUACGAUUGCAGAAGGAAGGGUCUGAACAAGAUGCUGCUUAUAUACUUAUGCAGAGGAUUUUCCCCACUGUUUCGCCCACAUUUUUUAUGCGUAGUGGCAUUUGUCAUAAAGAUCAUGCCAUAUCAGAGCUUGGGGUAUACAGUGCUUACUUAAGGAACAAGGAGAAGGUUAUCAUGAAUGACCAAUGUGGUUACUUGAUGCGGACCAAGAUAUCAUCAUCAAAUGAAGGUGGGGUUGCAGCCGGAUUUGCAGUCUUAGAUAGUAUAUAUUUGACUUAAUGAACUGAGCUUCUUGGUUGCCAUUGAUUUUACAUAUACAUCCAAACAGUUACUGCUGAUUUAUUUACAUGACACCCAAUUUGGCAAAUCAAUGUUCGUCGAUAUCUUGAAACAGCUUGAAGAGCUUUUCAAGUCUUGGCUCACGGAAAAAUCUGUGGAUUUCAUUUCCUUUCCCCGUAACUAACAAUGUCGUAAAAUGGGUCGUUAUACUACUGGUUUUCAGUCAUUGGAACACAACUUCUGUGAUUGCAAACCCCUUCAUAGUUUUCUUUGCUUUAUUUUCUUUAUCUGAGCAAUAACUGAAUUAUCUUUUACUUUCAUCUGAGCAAUAACUUUAUUGGAUAUUGAUAUCAGAAGCCGACUGUAAUGCUAAUAUUAGAUGUAUUGGCCCUCUUUCCAGCCUUACAAUGGAAAUCGUUUUUUUUUUUUUCUUUUAAUUUCUUUGAUGACAUUUACUCCGAAGUUGCAUGUUCUAGGUAUGCCUAAGUGGUAAGAAACAUGGCUUUUCAUCGAAAACAAGGUUCCAAGAGAAAACUGAUGUUGUGGACUUGAAUAAAUUCAAAUAGAUUUUGAAACCGUCUCGUCAGUCGAGGCAAAGUAGCCUUUGCUGCGCAAGUGUGAUUGUUAGUCGGCGACGUGGCUAGACGCCAUUCAUUAGGCCGGGAAGAGAAAUUGUAGGCGAGCUUGGUCUAAUCAUACACCAGAAAGGUCUAUUUGGGAGUAUCAUCCUGGUUGAAAUAAGCUAGAUACAUGAGAUAAAUUUGUGUUUGAAAAGUGUUGUCAUGGGAAAAUUAGUUUUAAAAACUGUUAUUAAUAAAUUUAAAGGUGUCAAAUGGAUCAUGUUGAGUCAGUAUAACUCAUUUAAAUAUGAAUUCAAAUGUUAAUAGAUUAUGUCAGCUUGGUAUUAUUUUUUAUUAUUGAAAAUUAAAAUAUCAUAAAUGGAAUUUUAUUUG